AUAAUCUGGGGUAUUGGAUAUUUGUAAUGUUGUCAAAUUAUAGAAAUUCUAUUUUUAAUUCCUGACGUUAUGCAAGUGGAAAACAAAAUGUUAUAGAGUAGACUAAAAACUCUAUUCUCUCUUUAAAAAAAAAUAUGUAAUAAAAUUAUAAGAAAUGCUGAUAACUCCAAGAAUGGCUUGCGUCAGCUUCAAAUGUAUGUAAAUAUAGUGUGUUUGUGUGUUGUCUCUACUGCCACAUUGUUUUCCCUAACAAUAGAUUUUAUACAGUAUUCCUAAAAAUAGCAAAAAAGGACACCUCUCAUAAUUAUCAAUCACCUAGAACCUGUAACUCUCAUCGGGCAAGAUUGGAGCAAAUAAUUGCUUUUCUUACUUUCCACAAUUCAGUAAUAGUCUUCAUACCAAUCAUCGGAAAAUUUUAAAUCAAAGAUACUUGCAAAUCGUGGUAUUGUUUUAACCGAGUCGAAUAAACUUAGAUAACGUUUUGAUAGUUCAGUUUGAAUUCUCUUUAAAAAAACAAUCAAAUCUCUCACUCUCAAAAAAUUCCACCUACGUAUGUACAUGGUCUGUUGGCAAAAUACAAACAAACAUGUUUUGAUAGUUCAAUUUGAAUUUCCUAUUUAAAAAAAAAGGAUCAAAUCUCUCAAUCUCCAAAAAUUCUGCCUACAUAUUUAGUCUGCUGGCAACACUGUAUCGGAAAUCACUGGCACACUUGCUAUGGCCAAAAUUACAAAUGUCACUCAACACUCGUGACACUGACAUUUCUGUUAAAAGCGCCGAGCGGCCGAGCCACAAAUUAUCGAAAUAAAUUGUAGGGCUGUUGUUGGGGUUAGGAGCGCUAAUUACUACGUUUUACGUGCGACGUUUUCGAAAAAACAAUAAAACCUUCAUCUAGAAAUCUAUAGAUAGUAGCCCAGUGUUUUAUAAAUCAACAAGUAUAAGAGUGGUCAUGCUGUAUAUAUUCUAAUAAUAAUCAGAGAUAUCCCCAACAUCAACAAUGUAGUGGUGGAUAGUCAGGAACCCACUUAAGAAUUCACUGACACAAAUAUGAAGCCGUAAUUAUCUAAACGAAUCCAUCUAACCUACAUCCGUAGUAUGGAAGACGAACUCGACGACAAAAUCAUUUACCAAACAUACAUUUCUCACAUGAAAAUAAUGUCACGAAUAGCAUGGAGUGUACCCCUCAAACUGUCUCAUGUAACAUUCAACUCACACAUAUGGAGAUUGCUGAAGUUUUACAUGCUAAAGCCAGAAGUUGUCAUUUUUGGAGCAAUUCUCAUUAUUAUAUUUGUCUAUAUGCAAGCAGUAGAUGUAUGGAGUCGUAAUUUGUUAGGGAGGCUCCAGUACACCAUCAACAGACCAAAAUCAAAAGUUGAAAAGCUGAGCUUUUUCACCAAUACUGAUGUUGAAAGCUUGAGCUGGCAGAUGAAAGUUGGAGCUGUAGCAGCAUUUGCAAUACAAGGGCGUAGGCCGAAAAUGGAGGACCGAUUUGUUAUAAAUGACAAUAUCAACAAUACUGGAGUUGCUUUAUUUGCUGUCUUUGAUGGACAUGGUGGCGAGUUUGCUGCAAACUAUGCCAAAGAAAAAUUAACUCAGAAUUUAUUUAGCAAAGUUGUAGAGAUAAAAGACAUUAUAUCAGGGAAAGUAACUCGCCCAGCUGUGGUGAAAAAAGACUGUGAUGAAGAAAAGAAAGACCCAGAAAAACCUGUGACUCCUUCUUUGACAGAACGUAGGAAGAGCUUUAGGAAAACUAGUUCAACAACAGAUGAAUGUAUGAAAGAAGUAAAGGAAAUCACUGAUCUUGAGAUAUUACAAAAACUUGAUAAUCUGAAACCUAUCACUAGAGGAAGUAAGCCAUUAAAAACCACUCCUAGUUUCAAAAAAGUACCAAUCACCAGUUACUUUGAUAAACAUGGUAUUGUGAACUAUGAGAAACUUCUCACAGAUGAAGUGCUAGCAGCAGAUGAAAAUUUGCUGCAAAUUGCAAAAAAGAGCAUGGACGUUGCAGGCACCACUGCCCUUAUUGCUGUGCUAGAAGGACAAAAGUUGAUUGUAGCGAAUGUAGGGGACUCUAGAGGUGUCAUGUGUGACAGCAAGGGCAAUGCUAUUCCCUUGUCUUUUGACCAUAAACCCCAACAAAUGAGAGAAAGAAAGAGAAUUAAAGAGGCUGGUGGUUUUGUUACUUUUAAUGGAGUGUGGAGGGUGGCUGGAAUUCUAGCUACUUCUAGGGCUCUGGGUGAUUAUCCUCUUAAGGAUAAAAAAUUAGUCAUAGCUGAUCCCGAUAUACUCACUUUUGAUCUAGAUGAUCAUAAGCCUAUGUUUUUAAUCCUAGCAUCAGAUGGUUUAUGGGAUACAUUCACAAAUGAAGAAGCUGUCAGUUUUGUUAAAGAAAGGCUUCAUGAGCCUGAUUAUGGUGCUAAAAGCCUUACUUUACAAUCAUAUUAUAAGGGAUCUUUGGAUAAUAUCACAGUUAUCAUUAUUAAUUUUAAAGAUAAUGCUUUCAGAUCUUAUAGUAUGUAAAGUGUUAUUUUAUAUAUUUUAAUUGUUUUCUAGUUAUGUAUCCCUUUUUAUUGAAGCUUUAAUGGCAGAAUGUAUUUUGACUUUUCUUGAGCAGCUAUGAGUCCUGAUUAAAAAAAUCAGAACAUACUGUACUUGUUUGCACCACCUUGUCAUUCUAGUGUAUCAGAUGAGGUAAAAGCUAUUUUACAAUAAUGUACUGUGUACUAUGUAUUUUUUAAAUCUGCUUGUAUUUUAUAUUCAGCCCAUUGACUGUAUUGGGCCAUUCAGUGUCUAAAAGAGUAACCCUAAAGUUAAGGAGAAUGGAAUUCAGCAUAAAUCAUUUUUUGUUCAUACAUUUUGAUUUUUUAUCCAAUUUGUAUUUUUUUAUUGUUUACAUGAAGUAUUUGAAAGGUAUCAUAGGUCUUCAAUUUCCUUUUCUUGUAAGAUCAUGACUUUCUACAAAUGAGCAAAUUCCUUUUUGAUGUAUUUUGAUUCAUGUUAAAGUGAUGUGAUGAAAUUUGUAGUUGGACACUAUUUAAUUCCUGCCAGAUCUAAGACUCUUUUGGUAAUGUAAGUGAAUUUUGGCAAUCACUAAUACCACAUAUGUGAACGUUAAUCUUAUUUGAACGUGAGCGUUUAUGUAAGGGGUAUUUGUUAUUGUAAAAACUUUAUAAUAUCCUAUACAUGUAAUUUUUGUAAAUGGUGUAUCAAUGUUUCUUGUGUACAAGUACCUGAAUAUUAUGUCAUAGGUGCUAUUUUAUGUAAAAUCGGAGUGGUGCCAAUCAAAUUAUGAUCAUUGUAUGAAAGGCUGUCAGGUUUGUUAUGUAUUGAGAAUAUAAACAUGCUAUUAAACUUU
Acanthoscelides obtectus is the source of this 3352-nucleotide messenger RNA. The record is from the annotation of a GenBank genome assembly. NCBI's taxonomy places the organism in Eukaryota, Metazoa, Arthropoda, Insecta, Coleoptera, Chrysomelidae.